Equus quagga is the source of this 951-nucleotide messenger RNA. Its product is annotated as olfactory receptor 2K2. Gene Ontology annotation, biological process: G protein-coupled receptor signaling pathway. Lineage: Eukaryota; Metazoa; Chordata; Mammalia; Perissodactyla; Equidae. Bases 1 to 951 code for a protein of 316 amino acids. The transcript has a single exon. The record is from RefSeq and is a predicted model, not a curated record. Gene Ontology annotation, cellular component: membrane. Gene Ontology annotation, molecular function: G protein-coupled receptor activity; olfactory receptor activity.
AUGCAAGGAGAAAACCUCACCAUCUGGAGCCUUUUUUUCCUGGAGGGUUUUUCGAGAUACCCAGAGUUAGAGAUCGUUCUCUUUGUCUUCAGCCUUGUAAUGUAUCUGAUAACCCUCCUGGGCAACAGCACUCUUAUUUUAAUCACUGUCCUAGAUUCAUGCCUUCAAAGCCCCAUGUACUUGUUCCUGGGGAAUCUCUCUUUCAUGGAUAUUUGUUACACAUCUGCUUCUAUUCCCACUUUGCUGGUGAACCUGCUGUCAUGCCAGAAAACCAUUAUCUUUUCUGGGUGUGCUGUACAGAUGUAUGUGUCCCUUGCCAUGGGCUCCACGGAGUGUGUGCUCCUGGCUGUCAUGGCGUAUGACCGUUAUGUCGCCAUUUGCAACCCGCUGAGAUACCCCAUCGUCAUGAACAGGCAGGUCUGUGUGCAGUUGGCCACUGUCUCCUGGGUGACCGGCUGUCUGACCGCCCUGUUGGAAACCAGUUUCGCCCUGCAGAUACCGUUUUGUGGGAAUCUCAUCGAUCACUUCACAUGGGAAAUUCUGGCCGUGCUGAAGUUAGCUUGCACAAGUUCACUGCUCAUGGACAUGGUCAUGCUGGUGGUCAGCGUGCUCCUCCUGCCCAUUCCACUGCUGUUAAUAUGCAUCUCCUAUGUCUUAAUCCUUUCUACUGUUCUGAGAAUCAGCUCAGCAGAGGGAAGAAACAAGGCUUUUUCUACCUGUGGUGCCCACUUGACCGUAGUGAUCUUGUAUUAUGGGGCUGCCCUCUCCAUGUACUUAAAACCUUCUUCAGCAAGCUCACAAGAAAUAGAUAAAGUCAUCUCAUUGCUUUAUGGAGUCCUUACCCCUAUGUUGAACCCCAUAAUUUACAGUUUAAGAAACAAGGAAGUCAAAGAUGCUAUGAAAAGACUACUGGGCAGAAUAACAUUGCAUCAGACGUGUGAAAAUCUCUGA